AUCCACUAUCCAACAGAGUGAGACAUCUCCUCUUUUUCCGCCUCUCUGCUGCAAACCGUGGUUCCGCCCUGCAGGAAUCUCUUCUGCAGUAAUGGACUCUAAACACUGGGCGAAGGUCUGCUGCUAACGACUAGGUUGCUACAUUUCUAGGCAGGAAUGAGACUGCCCCACAAGCUGAGCUCAAGAUGAGAGAGUGGUGGGUUCAUGUGGGUCUGAUCUGCAUCCCUCUGGUGGCCGUCUACCUGCACAUCCCUCCUCCUCACCUGUCAUCUGCCCUGCAGAAGUGGCACAGUGCCGGGGACCUGUUCCACUUCAGAGGCAGGGACAUCUUCUAUAGAGAUUCCUAUGGUGCUUUGGGAAGCUCUGAUGUCAUCAUUCUGCUCCACGGCUUCCCCACCUCCAGCUUCGACUGGAUCAAGAUCUGGGAGCCUCUCAAUCAGCGCUUCCAUCGGGUCAUUGCACUGGACUUCCUGGGUUUUGGCUUCAGUGACAAACCUCGACCCCACAGGUACUCCAUCUUCGAGCAGGCCAGUGUGGUGGAGGCCCUGGUGGCUCACUUGGGUCUGAGCAACCAGCGAGUGAAUCUGCUGUCCCAUGACUACGGAGACACUGUGGCCCUGGAGCUGCUCUACAGAAGUGACCAAAACCGCACAGGUCACCUGACCAUUAACAGCCUGUGUCUUUCUAAUGGAGGAUUAUUCCCAGAAACACAUUACCCACGUUUGAUUCAGACGCUUCUGAAGGACUCCAGUAUUCUGGCUGCCAUUCUGACGCGGAUCACCAACUAUAUGAUCUUCCAAAAAGGGCUUGAAGACGUGUUCGGUCCGUACACGCAGCCCACAAGCGCGGAGUACUGGGACAUGUGGACGGGUUUACGCUACAACGAUGGCAACUUAGUGAUGGACAGUGUUCUUCAGUUCAUCAACCAGAGAUCGAAACACAGAGAUCGAUGGGUGGGCGCGCUCACUUCCACCUUCGUCCCGCUGCACAUGAUCUACGGACCACUGGACCCAGUCAACCCUCAUCCUCAGUUCAUCCGUCUUUACCAGCUGCUGGUCCGGAGGUCAACGAUCACCAUUUUGGACGAACACAUCAGUCACUAUCCACAGCUGGAAGAUCCCACCGGCUUCCUCAAUGCAUAUUUAAAUUUUAUUCACUCCUUCUGAGGGGAUAAGAAACGCAACGCCCCGUGUUCAUGAAUGAAUUCAGACCCCUUAACAAGCUGUUUGGUAUUUUUGCAACACUUAUUCAAAGCGACAAAAGGUCACAUGUAGUGCAAAGACCUUUCCUGAUGAUUGUAACCAGGGCUAAUGCUGCAUCAGUUUCAAGUUUAGUUUGCGAGUGAUGGGCUAAUUUACCGGCAUCAAUACCUAAAAUGUCAAUUACUACAAGGGAAGACAUAAUAUGUGAGCUAGAAACAUGAUGAUGCAACUGAAUGACUCAUCUGAUGGUGACCGUGUUAAUUUAUGUUCCCUCUUUCAGCAUUAUACUGAAAGUUCUGUUAGGUUGUGUGAUAAUUGAAUUUAUCUGUGGGACCGUUUUGAUUCCUUCCAUUUUCUGCUCUGAGUCCUGCAAUCAGCUGCAUUCUGAAUGAUUUGUUUCUGAAUGAUUUUCUACAUUUCUCGCCGAAAUGUCAAUUUUUCUUCAAAUAAAACUAGUUUUGUAAAAAAAAAAAAAAAAAAAAAAAAA
Molecule: messenger RNA, 1689 nt
Organism: Sebastes umbrosus (honeycomb rockfish)
Lineage: Eukaryota; Metazoa; Chordata; Actinopteri; Perciformes; Sebastidae
Gene: mest
Product: mesoderm specific transcript
Exons: 12
Coding region: 186-1166 (326 amino acids)
Molecular function (GO): catalytic activity
Source: RefSeq, a predicted model, not a curated record